GUGAUUUUUGAUAAGCCAGAUACGGUGUUUCAAAGCACUGCAAUUUUGAACAGCGAUGAUAAUAUGAAUUUGGAUGCGGCGCUAACCGAAUACGAGAAUUCGGCCAUCGUCAUAGGGCCAGAACAUUGUCAACAGAUCGAAACACUGCCUAUUGAUCUCUUCUAUAUAGGUCUCACCGAUCCACUUCGUGCAGUCAUGGAAUAUAAGGGACCUGGAUUUGUACGUGAUAUUAAAAAAACGUUGGAUUACAUAGAAGUACCAGUAGUACCAGCUGCAACACCUCGAAUUCUUAGUGUGUCGGAACUGCUGGCUUUGACGCGUCGACCUGAUAACGCAUGUGGAGUUGUUGUUGAGAAACCCAAGGAUGAAAGUAUAGCGGAAACGACGCAAGAACAUAAAAAAGACGAUGAGAACAUGAUAUGUGCCACAGUUGUAGUUGAUUUACAGGGAAAAAUUUCGACAAUUGACAAUAAUCCUACCAAUUCAGAGGAACAUAAUGAAAUGCCAUCGACAAGCACAACGCUGUCAGCUCCCAGAGGAAAAUACAUUUCACUGAACGUGCAAGAUCUCCAAACUACUCCCGAAAUUCCAAGUAAUCCAUUCUUACUAAAAUUGCGAUUUUUUUUUUAA
Messenger RNA from Gongylonema pulchrum, 630 nucleotides. NCBI's taxonomy places the organism in Eukaryota, Metazoa, Nematoda, Chromadorea, Rhabditida, Gongylonematidae. The record is from the annotation of a GenBank genome assembly.